This is a messenger RNA of Pseudozyma hubeiensis SY62, 894 nucleotides long. RefSeq lists its product as hypothetical. Bases 1 to 894 code for a protein of 297 amino acids. The record is from RefSeq and is a predicted model, not a curated record. Gene Ontology annotation, molecular function: tricarboxylate secondary active transmembrane transporter activity. Gene Ontology annotation, cellular component: mitochondrion. Gene Ontology annotation, biological process: alpha-ketoglutarate transport; mitochondrial citrate transmembrane transport. Lineage: Eukaryota; Fungi; Basidiomycota; Ustilaginomycetes; Ustilaginales; Ustilaginaceae. The transcript is spliced from 2 exons.
AUGGCGCCGCAACAAAAAGGUUUCUCAUGGUCCAACAUUGCCGUUGGUUCCAUCAUGAACAUUGUCGAGGUGACGACGCUCGGUCAGCCGCUGGAAGUGGUCAAGACGCAGAUGGCGUCCAACCGACAGCAGACCAUGAUGCAGGCGCUCAAGACCGUCUCCUCUCGAGGUGGUAUCCUCGGCUUCUACCAGGGACUGAUUCCAUGGGCGUGGAUCGAAGCCUCAACCAAGGGAGCCGUGUUGCUCUUCACUGCUGCUGAAGUGGAAAAGGUUGCUAAAAACGCAGGGUUCUCCUCUGGAUCUGCUGGAUUGCUGGGUGGAAUGACGGGAGGUAUCGCUCAAGCCUACGCCACCAUGGGUUUCUGCACCUGCAUGAAGACCGCCGAGAUCACGCGUCACAAGCAAGCCGAAGCCGGCAUCAAACCUCCCUCCACCUGGGCCGUUUUCGCCGACAUCUACCGCCGCGAAGGCAUCAAAGGCAUCAACAAGGGAGUCAAUGCCGUCGCCGUUCGUCAAUGCACCAACUGGGGUUCGCGUAUGGGUUUCGCCCGUCUCGCCGAAACCCCCAUCCGCUCCCUCUCCGGUAAGACUGAAAAGGACAAACUCAACGCCGUCGAACGCAUCGCCUGCAGCAGCAUCGGUGGCGCCCUAGCUACGUGGAACCAACCCAUCGAAGUCAUCCGAGUCGAAAUGCAAAGCAUGGCAAAGGCUACCCCGGGAAGCAACAGACCAGAAAAACUCACCAUCGGUAACACCUUCGCCUACAUCUACAAGGAAAACGGCCUCAAGGGCCUCUACAGAGGCGUCACCCCGAGAGUGUUUUUGGGUGUUUGGCAGACCAUCUGCAUGGUCAGCUUUGCGGAUUACGUUAGGGAGUUCAUCGGUUCCAAGUAG